UGCCAUUGAACAUUUCACAACUGAAAUCAGAAAACUCGUAAAAAUCUAGUGAAGUGGUAAAACCGUGUGAAAUUUGUAAGCCGUGUGAAAUCGGGCAUAGAAGAGAAAGCAUGGAGGCUUUGCAGGAGCUGCCGCCAAUUGGUUCCGAGCGUGCUGCACGACGCGCUGCGAUGAACAGUCUCAACAUCAACAUGUGUUCGAACAAGGAGAACGAGGAUCUCGAAUGCGGUUGGCAGCGAGAGCAGGUGUCGCGUUUGUGUGGCAAUCCGCCGGUUAGCGGCGAAAUGGAAGCUUGGCUGUGUUUGCAACGCGAGAUGCAAUUCGAGCGCGAACGUUGCCAGCUGGUGCCGUGGCAUUUCAUUGACGAUGCCAAGUGCGAUGAGAAGCCCAAGCUUUCGCCCGGACUGACACAGCAACAGAAACAGCAGGCACAAUCACAACCACAAAGGCAACCACAACAGCAACAGAAACUACAACCACAACCACAACCACAACAGCAACCACAACAGAAACUACAACCACAACAACAACCACAACUACAACCACAACCACAACUACAACCACAACCACAACUACAACCACAACUACAACCACAACUACAACAACGACCACAACUACAACUACAACAACAACCACAACUACAACCACAACAGCAACCACAACAGCAACCACAACAACAACCACAACAACAACCACAACCACAACAACAACCACAACAACAACCACAACCACAACUACAACAACAACCACAACCACAACAACAACCACAACCACAACCACAGUCAGAGUCAGAGUCACAGACACAGUCGAAGCCGUUGCCCAUGGAGGAGACCAAAAAGUUGACGGCGCAGCUGUUGAGCGCACAGCAGCAGACGCGACGUCUCGUGCAGAGCAUUGAACAGCUGAUGCCAUCGCUGUCGAAUCGUCAGCAGUUGCAGCAGUCGUUGCAGCAACUGCGACUGUUGCACUUCUUGCUCAAGCGUCAGCUCAACAUGCAGCUGUACCAGGAGAUGGAGCAGCAAGAUCAGCAGCAGCAACAACAGCAGCAGCAGCAAUCGUCAGCAUGGAAGCAGAAAGUUCCAAAGGUGUCUGAAGACUCGCAGCAGCAACAACAGCCAGAGAUGCAGCAGCAGCAACAACAACAGGUGCAGCAGCAACAGGAUAGGCAACAGCAUGAAAUGCAGCAGCUGCAACAUCAGCAACAGCAGCUUCUACAUGAUCAACGGCAUCAACAGCUACAACAACAACAGUUGGAGGAGUCACAGCAGCAAAUGAAGAUGUUGCAGAACGAAACAAUGCAUCUGCGGCAGCAGCAACUAGCACAUCAGCAGCUGCAAGAGCAAAUGCAAAAACAACAUCAUCUAGUGCAGCAACAGCAGCAGCUGAAAAUGCAGCAAUUGCAUCAGUUGCAUAUGAUGAACCAGCAUCUGCAACAGCAGCAACAAGGAUUGCCGCCGGAGCAACAGCAAGAGCUGAAGAAAUUGCAGCAACAGUUGCAGCAUCAGCAGCAUUUGUUGGGGCAGCAGCAGCAGCAGCAACUACAACAACAACAGCAAUACCAACUACAGCCACAUAUACCAGCUCAGCAACCACAUCAGUUGCAGCAACAGCAGGAGCAGCAACGGCAGCAACAUUUACGGCUCUUGCAGGAACAGCAGAUGCUAUUUGAACGCCAGCAACAACAAAUGCUGAAGCUGCAACCACAGUUGCCGUCACAGCAACAGCCAGAUGUUCAGCAGCAAAUUCAGAAAGAGAUUCAACACAUUGAACAAAAUAUGCGGCUAGAGCAAGAGCACAUGUUUCAGCAAUUUGAGCAACAACAACAGCAACAACAGCAGCAACAGCAUCAACAACAGCAACAGGUACCGCAACAGCCCUUAGUUCAACAACAGCAACAACCACAACUACAGCAACAAACAUUGUUGCAACAGCAGAUGCAACAGCAGCAUCCAACUCAACAAUCUGUACAGCUACAACAUGAUGUGCAGAAGCAAAUACAGCAACAGCAAGAGAUGCAGCAGCAAAUGCAACAGCAACAACAACAACAAUCUAUAUAUGUGGAGCAUGUGGAGGUCCAGAUUUUUGUGUAUAAGCUGCAGCAACAACAGCAACAGCAACAGGAACUGCAACAGCAAGAUGUUCAGCAGCAAAUGCAGCAACAGCACCAGCAAAAAAUGCAGCAACAAGAACAGCUACAACAACAGCUACAACAACAGCAGCAACAGCAACUACAAGAACAACAGCAAGAACAACAGCAGCAACAACAAGAGAUACCUGCAUUGCAGCGGUUGCAACAGCAACCUUUAGUGGAGAAGCUGCAGCCACAGCAUCAACCAAUGCAACAGCACACAGCAACAGCAAACAAACAAGCUGCAAGCAUCGUUAAUACAGCAACAACAUGAGAUGCACGUAAUACAACAGUUAAUGCAGUAGCAACAACAGUAUCGAAAUCAUAAACAACAACCAAUAUUUCAGCAGGUGCAGCAGCAACUUUUGGUGGAGCAGCAAAUGCAGUCACUACAUUUGCAGUUGCAGCAGCAAGCACAAGCACAGCAACAGCCUUUAGUGCCUCAACAGGUGCCUGAACAACUGCAACUACAGCCAGCAUAACAACAACAACAACAACAGAAAAGAUGCAGCCUAAGCAGCAGCCGCAACAACAUCAACAGCAGCAACAUCAACAGCAGAAGAAAUACCUUCAGUAGCAGCAGCAAUAACACACGCUGUAGCCAAAUCCACAACCAUUACAGCGAUUAUAACAACAACAACAAAUGCUUCAACUGAAACCAAAAUCAGCACAUCAACAAUAACAACAACAACAACACAGCGAGAGAUACAAGCAAAAGAAUGAGCAACAGCAACCAUCGCAGUCACUUAAAGAACAACAGUGUCUGCCAGAGAAACAGCGAGAAGAACAAAAUCAUUAACACGCAAGCUUAAAGAGCAACAAAAAUUCCGUAAACAUAUUCAUCACUGCAGCAAAAUUCACCCAAACUAACAGCAACAACAAUUAUCCCAAGUCAAAACGAUCGAAGAACAGCAACAGCCGCAGCAACAGCCAAAGCAAAAAGUAGAGGCAGUGUGGAGGCGCAAAUCUUGCUGAGCAUUCACAACAAUCGAGGAAAAUCGUGUUUGUGAUUGCUGCGAGUAAAUUUCACAUUUGGUACAAGUCCCAAAACCCGAGCAGGAGCCGCCAAAUCUAAAUACCAGCAACAUACAUAUCAACAUCAAUAAGCUUCAGCAGCAACAUCAAGAAAGGAACUAAAAGCCAAAGCACAAGCGACAAAAGCAACAACCACUGCUAGUAAUUUAGGAUGCAACAACAACCACACAUAACAACCACAUUUAAAUUGCAGCAACUAUAAACUUAACAGACUUGGAAAACAAACAACACAAGGCAGCAGUAUAUAAAUCAUAUCGAUAUAUAUAUCCAAGCGAAAUAUCGGUAUAGAUUUAUAUAUUCCCAAAAGGAGAACACAUUUUGAAAAUGAUUCAAUAAACACUUUCAUAUGAUUUUAGAAUUAAACACGUACAAUGUAAGGUUGCGAACUAUACUGUGGAAAACUAUCAUAAUAUAUUAAUAUUCACAACAUUAUAUUAUAAAUGCACCCAAAUAAAGACU
Messenger RNA from Drosophila nasuta, 3622 nucleotides. RefSeq names its product putative mediator of RNA polymerase II transcription subunit 26. The record is from RefSeq and is a predicted model, not a curated record. Lineage: Eukaryota; Metazoa; Arthropoda; Insecta; Diptera; Drosophilidae. The transcript is spliced from 2 exons. Bases 111 to 2402 code for a protein of 763 amino acids.